Messenger RNA from Heteronotia binoei (common prickly gecko), 2029 nucleotides. RefSeq names its product KIT ligand (gene KITLG). The transcript is spliced from 10 exons. Lineage: Eukaryota; Metazoa; Chordata; Lepidosauria; Squamata; Gekkonidae. The coding region runs from base 224 to 1066 and encodes 280 amino acids. Gene Ontology annotation, biological process: cell adhesion; positive regulation of cell population proliferation. The record is from RefSeq and is a predicted model, not a curated record. Gene Ontology annotation, cellular component: plasma membrane. Gene Ontology annotation, molecular function: cytokine activity; stem cell factor receptor binding.
CUGAUGAGGCUCGGGCCGAACCGGACGGACCUGAGCUGCCUGUGUGUGUGCGUGCGCGCGCGCUCCUGAAGGCCAAGCGAGGGCGGCAGCGAGACGCACGGCCGCAGAAGGAGCGGGGCAAGCCCAAUGAGUGGACUAGCUUUGCAACAUGCUGGAGCUACAGAGCCGCUAAAAGGAGUUUGCACGCAGCUGUCGGGGCCGGAUUGCAGCGCUCUCUUUCCUUAUGAAGAAGGCACAAACUUGGAUUAUCACUUGCUUUUAUCUUCAGCUGCUCCUAUUCAGUCCUCUUGUCAAAGCUCAAAAUCCCUGCGGGAAUCCUGUGACAGAUAAUGUGAAUGACAUUGAAAAACUGGUUGGUAAUCUUCCAAAUGAUUAUAGGAUAACCCUUAAAUAUGUCAAGAAGAUGGACAGUCUGCCCAAUCAUUGUUGGUUGCAUUUGAUGGUCCCUGAACUGAAAAAGAGUCUGAAUAAUCUUCUCCAAAAAUUUAAAAAAAUUUCAGAUAUGUCAGAUGUUUUAAGUAAUUAUUCAAUCAUCAAUAAUCUCACAAGGAUCAUCAAUGAUAUAAUGGCAUGUCUGUCUCCUAAAAAUAAGAAUUUUAGAAAACAAAGUGAUUUUCUUUAUAAAGAAGAUCGCCUCUUCCCAGAAGACUUCUUUGAGCAUUUUUAUAACACCAUUGAAGUCUACAAAGCCAUUGCAAAUAAACCAGAAGAAAAUGAGUGUGUUCUGCUUUCAACCACAGAAAUACCCCAAAAUGAGUCAAGAGUCACCAAGCCAUUUUCAUUGCUUCCUGUUGCUGCUAGCUCCCUUAGGAAUGAGAGCAGUCGUGAUAACAGCAACAAGGAGGCACUGGGCUUGUUGAGCAGCUCCAGUUUACAAGGAAUUAGUAUAGCACUGACAUCACUGGUGACCCUUUUUGUUGGUUUUAUUUUGGGAGCUCUAUGCUGGAAGAGAACAACCCGCAGACACAUACUAGAGAGUGACCGGACUGCACAGUCUGAUGUCUGCCAAGAGGAUAACGAGAUAAGUAUGCUGCAGCAGAAAGAAAAGUCGCUUCUACAAGUGUAGCUGUUGUUUUUAUUAUACACUGUUACUGUUUCAUGUCUGGGCAGCUAACAGUUCCAUGUUUGCUUCAUAAAUGAAGCAGCUUUAAGCAUAUUUGUAUUCCUUCUGGAGUGACAGACUGAGUCUGCACCUGCUGUUGUUGUUACCGUGACUCCAUAUUGAGAAUAUAGAGCUGUGGACAAAGAGUGUGCUGCUGUGAAACCAAUGAGAGUGCACCAAGAUGGACUGUAUUUUAUAUGAAGAUAAGGAUGGUUGCUUUGCAUCUUGGAAUUGCUGUGGAUUUUAACAAUUCAGUAAAUACAUGAAUAAACAAAUCUGGAUUUAUGUGAUCCAACACCAAAAGUCCAAAGGAAGUUUCAUUUUAUGGAAAUUCUGAGUAGAAGGAAAAUACUGAAAUGGAUGAGAAUAAUAUAAUCUUCAGUACUGUACAUAAGACUCUCAAAUAAUGUUAUGCAAUGGACUAACAUGCUAGAUUUUUUAUAUCUGGAGAACUGGGUUGCAUUGAGGGAUGGCCACAUAAGAUUGCUUUAUCUCUUGAGGAGCAAGAGAGAAUGCAUUGAAUUUCAUAGAAAGUGAUUUAUAAACUUGGCCAAAACUAUUAGAGACCAAUCAAGAGGCAUAAUAAACAUUAGAUCACUGGAACAAUUGCAAACAUGGGGCUAUUGCAAUAACAUGAAAUAUUGACUGCUGGGAUGUCGGGAGACUCCCUUUAAAGUUCCAGUGAGAGAAUAGAGAAAGAAUAAUAGUCAACAUCUGGAACAGAAAAUUACCAUGAUGCUUAUUCAAAAUGCUUAUGGAUUCUUGGCAUUUACAAAAAAAAAAGGUAUCAAGGUAUAGUUUAGCUUUUCCUGUAUGUCAUAAAAUAUGCACAAAAAAAAUUAAAAGUAAUACACAUUUCAUCACUUAGUAUUCUCCAUUAUUUAUGAUUAGUUCAGCUCAAAUAAAAAUGAAAAGCUUUCUUCUGAA